GGUGAUGCUCGUCUAGCGUUGGAAAAACAGGGGUACGCUUCAUUAGGCUACUCGAUAUUGGCCGGAAAUUAAAACGUGUUGAUGAAACGUCUUGGACGUUUGGUUCCAUACUGAAUUCGAAAGCAAAAUUGGGAUUCAGCAGCAAAGAAAAAGUUGGAGAAGUUUACAUUUAAGACGAUUACAAGAAGAGGAAGCAACUCGGAUUCAACAACAGCACAGGACUGACUGUUUUUUUUUUAUUUCAGUAUCCACUUCAGGAUGUUAGUUAUUAACUUCCUUCAUCAGAGUGUCUUCUUCUCUCCCCGUGUUCUAGAUUAAGGAAGGACGUAUUGUUAAUGUCUCUGUCUCUACCGUAGAGAGAGAGAGAGAGAGAGAGAGAGAGAGAGAGAGAGAGAGAGAGAGAGAGAGACUAAACCCAAAGGAGGAAGAAACAGUGAAGUCUUUUAUUACGCUCCGUCUUUCCCUCGUGUUGAACUGAAUCAUGCAGCAUCCCUUGGACUUGGGGGCUCACUAUUACCCCCCGGAGGUUCACCCCGACCACCGCUCCCACUCACACCGCUACCGGAGCUUUAUGAUCGAAGAGAUUCUCACCGAUCACCCGGACCACAAGGUGUCUACCCCGGCAGGGGAGCUGCUCAAGUUCGGAGUACAAGCUCUGCUCUCGGCUCGGCCAUACCACAACCACCUGGUUUUGAAGGCAGACCAAUCGGGUAUCUUGAAGUUCCCGAUGUCGCCACUCUCCUGCUCACUGGGAUCACCGUUAAGCUCCGCUCUCCUAUCCGGGGCUCCGGGACUCCACGGCGGCUCAGCUUCCCACCACCUCCCGUUGGACCUCCACCUCCGGAGCAAACUGGAGCACGGCGGAAACGGCAACGGCAAGACCAAGAAAGGCCGGCGGAGCAGGACGGUCUUCACCGAGCUACAGCUAAUGGGCUUGGAGAAAAGAUUUGAGAAACAGAAGUACCUUUCAACACCAGACAGAAUAGAUCUGGCUGAGUCUCUGGACCUGAGUCAACUACAAGUUAAAACCUGGUACCAGAACAGACGAAUGAAAUGGAAGAAAAUAGUCCUACAAGGAGGAGGAUUGGAGUCUCCGACCAAACCAAAAGGCCGUCCCAAGAAGAAUUCCAUCCCGUCGAGCGACCAGCUUUCGGAGCAGGAGAGGACUCGAGACGUCGACCGUCAGUCGGACGGUUCCACCUCGUCACAUUCAGACACUAACCAAGAGGAAUAAUAACGUUGGUGCUUCGACUAACUGACAACUCUCUGAAGACGUUCACCAGACGUUUCAUACGGCCUCUGGGAUGCGUAAUGGUGGUCGACGGUUGAAUCGAAGUGCCUUGCUCUUGACUUCGAUAUUUUUUUGGCACUUACAUAGAGAGACUGAUGAUGUUGGCCUCCCGUAGGAGAGGCGGAACUCUAUUUUUUAUUACUAGUAUCGUUCUCCAGACACUUCCUCCUUGGGACGAGGUUACUAUUUUUAUUUUUUUGUAUGCUAUUGUCACAUCUUCUUUCGUAAUCAAUGUGUUGUAAAUACCUAUGCUUCCAUCCGCGUCACGCCGAGCUAGCCGUUAUGGAGCGGUAGCGGAGGGAGGGAGGGACGCGCAGCGAGCAGUAGGUGCACUCUUUCAUUGCCUCCAUUCAAAUGACCCACUUUACACAUACUUCUUCUGUUCUUUGCCUUUGUUUUGCAUAUUUACAUGUUUUAUUAGGCUAUGUUUUUUAUUAUAAGGACAUUGUUGGAUGUAAUUAAAUAUUUUUUCACUUACA
Salmo salar (Atlantic salmon) is the source of this 1770-nucleotide messenger RNA. RefSeq names its product BARX homeobox 1 (gene barx1). Gene Ontology annotation, molecular function: DNA-binding transcription factor activity, RNA polymerase II-specific; DNA binding. Gene Ontology annotation, biological process: regulation of DNA-templated transcription. The record is from RefSeq and is a predicted model, not a curated record. NCBI's taxonomy places the organism in Eukaryota, Metazoa, Chordata, Actinopteri, Salmoniformes, Salmonidae.